AUGGUAACCAAGAAGAGCAAGUACAUUUAUAGUGAUAUUAUUGUUGUGGAGGGAAACUGCAGUGCUGUGAUUCAAAGAAUCCUUCCACCAAAGCAUAAGGAUUCGGGGAGUGUCACAAUCCCUUGCUCUAUUGGUUCAGUGUUUGUUGGUAAAGCUCUCAUUGAUUUGGGGGCCAGUAUAAACUUGAUGUCUAUCUCCAUGUGUAGGAGAAUUGGAGAGUUGGAGAUUAUGCCAACUAGAAUGACACUACAGCUUGUAGAUCGUUUUAUAACAAGACCAUAUGGGGUGAUUGAAGAUGUUCUAGUAAGGGUGAAGCAUUUUACUUUCCCUGCAGAUUUAGUGGUUAUGGAUAUUGAAGAGGACACUGAAAUUCCCUUGAUUUUGGGUCGUCCCUUCAUGUUAACAGCCAGUUGCAUGGUGGAUAUGGGAAAGGGUAAGUUGGAAAUGGGCAUAGAUGAUCAGAAGAUCAGCUUUGACCUAUUUGAUGAAGAGAAGCACUUACUAGACCAUAAUGUCUAUUCAAAGGUAGAGGAACUUAAUAAUGAGAUGGUUCUGAUGGCCAGAGCCAAGCUUGCUCCAGAUCCAUGA
This is a messenger RNA of Glycine soja, 588 nucleotides long. RefSeq lists its product as uncharacterized. Lineage: Eukaryota; Viridiplantae; Streptophyta; Magnoliopsida; Fabales; Fabaceae. Bases 1 to 588 code for a protein of 195 amino acids. Gene Ontology annotation, molecular function: aspartic-type endopeptidase activity. The record is from RefSeq and is a predicted model, not a curated record. The transcript has a single exon. Gene Ontology annotation, biological process: proteolysis.